UGGGUUAUUGGCAGCUCUGGCAGAGCAGCAGCUGCGGGACAGACCCUCAACGACUCCUCACUUGUGGCGGGGGGGAUGUUUUCCUCCAGGGAGAAUUUCCUCAACGUGUCGGUGGCUCAGCUGGAGAACCGGACCUCCGGCUUCUUCCUCCUGGAUUUUGACGAGGGGCUGCUGGAGGACUGGCGCUCCCUGGCCAGUAAGAGGAGCCGCGGCGGGGAGUCGCAGGAGGGCGGUGUAAAGGUGCUGCUGGUGGCCGCCUACUCCCUCAUCAUCGUGGUGUCCCUGUUCGGGAACAUCCUGGUGUGCCAUGUGCUGGUGAAAAACAAGCGCGCCCAGUCCGCCACCAGCUUGUUCAUCAUGAACCUGGCAGUGGCUGACAUCUUCAUCACCGUCCUCAACACACCCUUCACCCUGGUCCGGUUCGUGAACAGCACCUGGGUGUUUGGGAGGACUAUGUGUCACAUCAGCCGCUUUGUGCAGUACUGCUCCCUGCACGUCUCCACUCUCACACUGACGGCCAUCGCACUGGACCGCCGUCAGGUUAUUUUACACCCUUUGAGACCUCGCAGGUCCCAAGCUCAAGGUCGUGCUUGGGUGGUUGUGAUCUGGAUAAUGGCCACCUGCUUCUCCCUCCCACAUGCAAUCUACCAGAAACUCCUAACCUUUACAUACAGUAAGGACGAGGAGCGCAGCCUGUGCGUCCCAGACUUCCCAGAACCAUCAGACAUCUACUGGCAGUACAUCGACCUCCUGACCUUCAUAUUACUUUACAUGCUGCCGCUCCUCAUCGUCUCUGCCUCCUACACCACAGUGGCCUGUCGGUUGUGGCGCCACAACACCAUCGGUGACACCACGACCGCUCAGCACGCCACCCAGAGAAGAAAGCGGAGGCGGACAUUAGCCAUGCUCCUUCUUGUGGUCGGGGUGUUUGCUGUCUGUUGGUUCCCACUCAACUGCUACGUGGUGCUGCUUUCCAGCCAGGCCAUUCACUCCUCCAACACCCUCUACUUCUGCUUUCACUGGCUGGCCAUGAGCUCCACCUGCUACAACCCUUUCAUCUACUGCUGCCUGAAUCCCACCUUCCGCCAGGAGCUGCGGCUGCUCUAUGACAUGUGCAGGAGGAGACAGAGGGUGGCGGUCGGGUUGGAGCCUGAACUUCGGCCCGCAGCCAUCUGCGCUCCCUGUCGUAGGACCGCGUGGCCCGAAAACCACGAGUCCUCGGGGCAGAGGUGUAAUUUACCAGAGCCGGGCCACGGCUCCUCACAGCAGAGUGGUUCCAGUCAGUCACACAACCUGAAAGAGACACAUGUGAUGUUCACGGCCAGACAGGUCAUCACAGGAAGAACUGACAUCCUGUCAGUGGAGCCCAUCGUGGCUGUGAGCUGA
Molecule: messenger RNA, 1386 nt
Organism: Paralichthys olivaceus (Japanese flounder)
Lineage: Eukaryota; Metazoa; Chordata; Actinopteri; Pleuronectiformes; Paralichthyidae
Product: G-protein coupled receptor 83
Biological process (GO): neuropeptide signaling pathway
Cellular component (GO): plasma membrane
Molecular function (GO): neuropeptide Y receptor activity
Source: RefSeq, a predicted model, not a curated record